Molecule: messenger RNA, 675 nt
Organism: Cercopithifilaria johnstoni
Lineage: Eukaryota; Metazoa; Nematoda; Chromadorea; Rhabditida; Onchocercidae
Source: the annotation of a GenBank genome assembly
AUGAGCAGACGCCCAUCGCGAUGUGAGCAUUGGCCCGAUGCGCAACUUUCAAUACAUUUUCCGAUCAGAUCCGUGGAAUUUAAGUUUUGGAGAAUAAGAAGGUUUAUGCUUCAAACGAUGCUUGAAGUGUUGAUUAAUCGACGCUUUCUAUUACUUGGUACUGUCGUCUCCUUAGUUACGUUUAUAUUUUUUGUUUGUAUAUAUCGAUUGGAAAAUAUCUACGGUGGUGAUUUUACGCUGAAAAAGUUCGUUACAUGGAAUAUUCAACGAAGUACGAUAAAGAGUAUGUCUCGAGAUAUCCAGCCGUUAAUUGAUUCAAAAAGAGAAAAAAUUAAAGUAUCUGAUGGACCUACUUCAAAAUUACCGGAUCACAUGUGCUACAAACAUGAACCAUUUAUCGUUCUAGAAAGGUGCAUAGCGUGCUCUCAGUUUGAGCAAAAUGCUGUAAGAGCAGCUUAUUGUCUUGAAACCGGUUUCUAUGAUAAAGUGAACUGUUGGCGAAGUAAACAUCUUGGGUUGAAGCCGUGCUAUGGAAAGGCAAAUCGGUCUGAACAGUUUAAUUUAUUCACACUGUUAUGCGCUUUUUGUUCUCUUGUUAGCUAUAGCUUUGUGAACUGGAGGCAAAAUAUGCUUCGCAAACAAGGCUUUAUGAGAAUACAGAAUCAGUUUAAUUAA